This is a messenger RNA of Chara braunii, 1233 nucleotides long. The record is from the annotation of a GenBank genome assembly. NCBI's taxonomy places the organism in Eukaryota, Viridiplantae, Streptophyta, Charophyceae, Charales, Characeae.
UGUGAUCAUCAUUGACAUGGUCUUAUCCUGUGCUCCUUAGGGAGUCAGUCAGUAGGUUAGAGUGUCCGGGUAGGUCUACGUGGUGAGGAGUGGGACCUUUGUCAUGCACCAACACCACGAUGGAUGACUAUCCGAUGUAUGGGCUACUUGCUGGGUUCUCCCUCUGGAGGACCCUUUGGCGUCUCCUCUUUCCUCUGGGCUUUUGGCCCACUUUCACGUGUAGAGUAGGGCCCACUCGUGAUGGGACUUCCACCAACCCCUACACGAAGGAGGAGGAGGACAAGAUGACCGCCUUUCUGCAGGAAAAGAAGGAGAAGAAGGAGGCCAAGAAAAAGGCCUUGAAGGAGGAGCAGGCGGCCAAGUUGAAGAAGAUAGAGGAAGAGAUGGCCAAAGAGAAGGAGAGGAUACAGAAAGAAGAAGGAGAGAAGUUGAAAGAGUUGGAAGAGGAGGAAGAAGAUGAAACGCCAUUGCAGAGGAAGAGGGUGCAGUACAGUGGUAGUAGGGAUGAAGAGAUGGAGAAGAGAAUCUCCGAGUGGGUCGUCAACUUAUCCCUGGGCGAAGAAGAAGAGGUGGCGAUGUAUAUCUCUAAAGAUGAUCAGGAAGCCGCUAUGAGAGCUUGGGAAGCAGAAAAGGAUGUUGUGAAGCGGCAGGCAUUGGAAGACGAAAAGASGAUGGAGUGGAAGUUGGCAGUGAUGAGGGAGAAGAAGAGGAGAGUGGACGCGGCAGCUGAGGCAGCAGAAGAAUUAGAGGAAGUAAAGAAUAUAGAAGAGCAACUGGCCGCCCAGAUCGAACUCCCAGCGCAAAUCGAUGACCCCGUUGCGUACUCCUCAUUCACUUCCCUCACUGAGUUCUUGAAGCUGUUGCGCGAGAGGUUCGCCGAUGUCGCCCGUAGCGUUAAGGCCUCAGACAAGCUGCAGACGAUUCACGCUUGUAAGUGGAAGAGCGCCAGGGCACUUAAGAGUACCAUGGACGAACUGGUAGCUGUCCCUGACCACGGAGUUACAGACACCCAGUCGGUUGGCCUCUUUUAUCGAGCUAUACCCGAAGCCCUCUAAGGGCAUUUCUUCGCAAAGAGCGAAGACCCUGCCACUACAUACGAUUCCCUUAGUCGCGAAGUAGUGGCUUUUGAAGCCAAGUCUGCGUCUGUGUCCACUUUCUGGCACAAGGACUUAGAUAAGGGUAAGCAAUGGAAGGGCCGCACUAUCUCAGGGCAAGUAAAGACCAAGGACAACC